UGAUGAGGCAUUGAGUCUUUUAUAGAUCAGAUGAUGCUAGCAGGCUAACACAUGCUCGGUUUCUAGGAAAGCUAGCUGGUUAGCCAUAGUGUUUCUUGUGAUUGUUUUCGGAGUCUUCAUCUGAUUUAGCAGCUAAUCCAGCACACCACACAGAGAAAUAAGGAUGAAUUAUUCGGAUUACGACUCGGAUGGUUAUUCCUCAAAUGAGGAUGAAGACUAUGUCCCUUCUGAUGAUAAUCUGAGUGAGGAUGACAUGAAUGAAUGUGUGAAGGAGGAUGCACUGGAAGGUGAGGAUCACAAUGAGCAGCAGUCAGAACAUGUGAAGAAGAAAAAGAAGAAAACUAAAGCAGACAUCCCUAUGAGAAAAAGGAAAAAAGGAGGCCUUAAACUGGUAGAAGAUGGUGAGGGAGGUUCGGCAGACCAACAGAAAGAUGAAGAUGAGCCAAAAGAAGAUCAUUUUGUAACCAAGUCAGGAGGUGGCCAUGAAGAUCAGCAGAAGAAGAAAGCAGAUGAUCUUUGGGCUAGUUUUUUGAGUGAUGUCGGCCCUCGACCAAAAGCAUCAGCUCCAAGUGCAGACUCUCAGCAGUCCACAUCUACAGCCGGCACAGAUAAGCCCAGUAAACCCUCUACAGCGUAUCCGCAGCAAGAGGACAAACCUAAAGAAUCCUCCAAAAUCACAAUUACUAAGGUGUUUGAUUUUGCAGGAGAAGAAGUUCGGGUCACCAAAGAGGUGGACGCAGACUCACGGGAGGCCAAGAGUUUUCUGAAGGAGGAGAAGGCAUUGGAGGGGAAAGAAGAGCAGUCAGUGUCCUCUGAGCCACGGCCGUCCGUACCGCUCUCUUCUGGAUCCAGUGUGAAGAGGCCAGCGGGCAUGGGGAGCAUCCUGAAUCGCUUCGGGACCAAAAAGCAGAAGAUGAGCACUUUGGAGAAGUCUAAGAUGGACUGGGAUGCCUUUAAAACAGAGGAGGGCAUUGCAGACGAGCUGGCAAUCCAUAAUCGAGGCAAAGAAGGGUACGUGGAGCGAAAGAACUUCCUGGAGAGAGUGGACCAGCGUCAGUUUCAGCUGGAGAAAAGCGUGCGUCUGAACAACAUGAAACGGUGACAAGAGGAGAGACACAUUCACUGGAUUUUUUUUUUUCAGAUCUCUGGCCUGUAACAGCCCCUCAAAAACUGGUCUGCCUUCACAAUCAACAUGUUAGUUCAUAGACAGCAUCCACACCAUCUUUUUCUUCUUCCACAAUUCCUUUGUCCAGUAUUGCAUGUCUUCUUCAACAUUAAAGAGAAACCACUCAAGAUGUUUGUCUUCUCAAGGACUUUUCCUCAGAAACCCCAUUUUACAAUCCGCGGAAGUACGUCAGACACACCUAACCAUUCAAUGAGAGUGACAUUAAUGAGGAAGAAAACCUCAUCAAGAUAAGAGUUUUCAGCUUAAACUGAAUUAUUUUGCAUAAUUCAUAUCUUUGUUCUGACUUUGAGGCUUUUCGUAACAUAAAUGGCCAAUAUUGCAUCCUGUAGUGAUACUGUCUAUGGAUAAGCAUUCUGGAACAUUGUUCUUUUAUUUGAUGGUUAAAUGGUUCUUUCUGUUUUUUUCCAUGUAUACUUAUUAUUACUGUCUUGAAAAUUUAUUUUGCUAAGAGUGUUUGGUAAUUACCCUGCCGUCAUUUUAAUCGUGUUUCACUGUUUGACAGAAAUAAAUCAUGUCAUUUCGUUCGGACACUUUCUUUUUAAA
Messenger RNA from Ctenopharyngodon idella (grass carp), 1729 nucleotides. It is a transcript of the gene cfdp1, whose product is annotated as craniofacial development protein 1. The record is from RefSeq and is a predicted model, not a curated record. NCBI's taxonomy places the organism in Eukaryota, Metazoa, Chordata, Actinopteri, Cypriniformes, Xenocyprididae. Bases 164 to 1102 code for a protein of 312 amino acids. The transcript has 7 exons.